AUGAAUGGCCACAACGCCCCUGGACACGAAUCCCGCUACAAACAGUCACCUCGCAGUGUCUGGAGCGGCGUGAGUCCCGACGACCGCCUCGUCUCUCCCAACGACGUGAAAUUGACACUGCGUGAUUUGGGCGGCAACAACACCGUGCGUGCGUGCGUGUCUUGUGUGUUGCUCCUUCUUCUGGGAUUGUAUUUGGGUCGUGGCAGUCUGUGA
This is a messenger RNA of Trypanosoma cruzi, 213 nucleotides long. Its product is annotated as trans-sialidase, putative. The record is from RefSeq and is a predicted model, not a curated record. NCBI's taxonomy places the organism in Eukaryota, Euglenozoa, Kinetoplastea, Trypanosomatida, Trypanosomatidae. The coding region runs from base 1 to 213 and encodes 70 amino acids. The transcript has a single exon.